AUGAACUUCUGGUCCGAGCGGGUGCUGCCUUCCGCCAUGCGGCACACCAACUCCCUCUCCUUCACAAUCGAUCAAUUGAAGUCGAGCCUCAAGUGCGAUGGCUACUUUCCAGCUGGCCUGGACAGCAUCGUGGCAGAGAUGAACCGCAAGGGCAUGGUCGUGGCCGAGGGCCAGGUGGCGGCCCAGACGGCGGGCUGGGGCUCGUGGCUGUGGGGCAACCUUGUGGCGCGGCCCAUCUCGUGGGGCUGGAGUCAGGUGGUCGCGCCUGCCGAGGCCGAGCCGGCCACUGUCGAUCCCAAGGCCCGCCUCGUUCUCCUGCCGCUCCUCAAGGCCAAGGCCGAUGAGGUGCUGUCCAAGCACGCGGACGGUGUGUUUGCUGCCGACCAUCUGGUCACCCAGCGGCAGCUGCUCGACACCACGGGCCUCAACGCGCAGGACCUGCAGAUCCUCCUCACCUACAUGCACGCCAACGGCAAGGCCGCCCUGUUUGAGACCGCCCGAGGAGAGAAGGUAGCGGUCAAGCUGGCGAAGGCCGGAGAGAGCAAGGUGGAGCUCAAUGAGGCGGACAAGGGCAUCCUGCAGCUGAAGGAGACCCUCGGCUCGUUGGAGAAACAAGAGGGCCAACUCAGCAAGGACAUUGAUGGAUGUCGAGUGAAGGCGACGAACUGGCUUAAGAAAAAGAACAAGCCCAAGGCGAUGAUGGAACUCAAGCGCAAGCAGAGGCUGCAGUCCGUCCUCGACAAGCGACUGUCGUUCAUCGAGAACAUUCACCAGAUCCUCCACACCAUCGAACAGACCCAAACUGACAAGGAGAUGAUCGACCAAUUCAAGCUGGGCGUGGAUACGCUCAAGCGAGUCCGCGAGGAGUCCGGGGUGACCGUGGAGGCCGUGGACCAGGUCAUGGACGACCUCCAGGAUGCCCUGCUCGACCAGCGAGAGAUCGACGACGCCAUCUCCUCCGGCCAGGAGCAGCUCAGCUCAGUCGACGAGGCCGAGCUCGAGGAGGAGCUUGCCCAGCUCGUCGCCACAGCGCUUCCUCUCCCCGCCGCUGCCGUCCCUGUCGCCGCUGCGGCCGCCACUCCCGUCCGACAGCAGCAGCCCGAGGCCCAGCAGCAGCCCAGGCAGACGGAGGACGCGGAGGUGGCGUCGCUUGCCGCGCUGCUGGCUGGCAUGCCCUCGGUGCAGCACCUGCCCGACCCGGCCAACGUGAAGGAGGCCAAGGAGCAUGACGAGGACGACUCCCUGCCCGAUCUCGAUUCGCUCCAGUUUGCCGGCUGA
Acanthamoeba castellanii str. Neff is the source of this 1278-nucleotide messenger RNA. RefSeq names its product SNF7 family protein. Gene Ontology annotation, cellular component: ESCRT III complex; multivesicular body. Bases 1 to 1278 code for a protein of 425 amino acids. The transcript has 6 exons. The record is from RefSeq and is a predicted model, not a curated record. Gene Ontology annotation, biological process: vesicle budding from membrane; late endosome to vacuole transport via multivesicular body sorting pathway. Lineage: Eukaryota; Discosea; Longamoebia; Acanthamoebidae.